CAAUCACGAAAGACUGAUCGUUUACAACUACGAGGUCCUGGACAAGUUAGUUUUAAAAACACGGCAAAUCUGAUUACAACAAAAAAAAAUAAAAAUAAUAAAAAUAAAAUAAUAAUAAUCCAGAACAAACUAAAAGGUUUCGAUUUCAGUUAAUUUAGUCCAGCAGUUAUUCAAGCAUAUAAUCAACAAAAUAGGGAUCACACUUAUCCUAUAGGCUUACUACGAUUGUACUCAGAAGCAAGCAAAUCUGUUUUGAAACAUGGCAUUUAAUCAGCGAAAUGCUUCCAAUAGACAGAGAUUUAAAAAGAACCGUGAUGAUAUCGAUCAUAAUCAUGGUGGACGGGACAGCGGAGAAAAACGUAAGACAUAUUCUAACUUCACACUCAGUCAUCGAGUAGGAACAAACUAAGCUACUGCUAAAACUAUUGGAAACCUAUUAAAACCGAUUUUUAAUUAUUUUUUUUUACAAAUACUAUACUAAUAACUAUAGGCAUAGGCUAUAGCCAUAGGACACACCCCUGCUCACGCCAGAAAGCUUACAAUUACAUUUUAAUUAAAGCUAUAAAAACCAAUGGCUAAAUGGAUUUUUUAAAAAUCCCCCCCCCCUCCCGCAUUAAUUAAUGAGUGACAAACGAAAAACCCUGCAGCCCACUCGCCCACUUGAAGUUGAAGCACUUCUUUUCAUUUAGUUUCAGCUACUUGUAUCAUUCAAACUAUAAUUAUAAAUAAACUAAUUCAAAUACACAUUGACAUUGUGUAAGUGUAAGAUUAGUAUUAGUAAGAAGAGUCAAGAGAACUCUCAGCCAGCAUUUUGGGUUAGUAGAGGAUUGAUUUGUGACUUGUCAUUUCAAAUUGAAAUUGUCCUUUCAAUAUAAGUUAUAGUAAAGUAUAAGUAAGUUAUAAGCAUAAAAUUAAAAUAUUAAUAUUAACCCAAUACCAGUACUACAAAUUCUUGUUUCCCUAAAUUUUUAUAUUAAAUUUAGCAAUUUAUGACUAAUAAAAAUUCCUGUGCACUAUGAAUGAAUGAUAUCAAAUAUGUAUUUUAGUACUUUUAAUGGAUUUCCAUAUUUAAAAAUUGCUUCCAUGGGCCCAUGUUCUGGAACCAGCUCCCCUUCCAUAUACGUCAUAGUGAAACCUCAUCCAUUUUCAAAAAGUCCCUUAAAACUCAUCUGUUUAGGUCCGCCUAUGACCUGUGAUGCACCCUCCUUGCCCUACCUAAUUUUCUGUUUCGGUUUAAUCCUGAAGUGUCAAAGUGUCCUCUUUUAUAGCCAUUUUCAUUGUUUCUAUAGAAUACUAGUUACUAUCCUAGUGUCUCAUUUGUAUUUAAUUAGUUUACAUGUUUUAAUAAUUGUAAAGCGCUUAGAGCUUUAUGAUAAGCGCUAUAUAAAAAUGCCUAAAUAAAUAAAUAAAUAAAUAAAAAUUUAUAAAAAUGCAAUAUUUUAAACAUUUAAUUUGACAAACUGCGCUGAACUUCUGUGGUUACCAACCCAAAAAUAAGUUGUUACCGAACCAAACCCUAACAUUAUGCUGUUAUUGAACCAAGCUUCUGAAAAAGGAUUCGAUGCCCAUCCCUAAUUUUAUUUGUAUAUUUAAUUUUAAUAUUAUUUUACAAUAAUUAUUAAGGCCUGGUUAACACUCUGUUACGACUCUAUUUUAACGACUGACAAUUUUGUUACUUGAUGUUGUCGUGGGCCUCAGGAUAAUAUUUGAGGAACUGCAUUCAAGCUGUGUAAAUAGGUAAAUAAAAAGUAGAAAAAAGAUAUGUGGGGGCUUGAAAAAAAGACAUACAAAUUACAUUAGGACAUUUUGGCUAAAUGCCAUCUUAAGCAGACAACUUUACUUUAACUCUUAAUUGGUUGUAGUUUAUAAUUAAGUUACAGUAAUAGUAGUUAGAAUAUCAAUAUAAAUCAUAUAAAUAUUUUGUAAUAUAGGCCUAGGCAACAUGAUUAAUUAUAAUAUGAACAUAUAUUUGAUGCCUAAUAUUAAAAUAUUUAUUGCUAUAAUUUAUUAAAAAAAUUAAUGUAGGCAUAUGAGAUAGAUGUCUGUAGUGCAUAAAUAUGAUGUACCAGUAUUUAGCAUAGUUAUAGGCUAGGUCUAUAUGUAUUAUAAAGGCACGGUAUAUACUUAUAGCCAUACCCAUAGCCUUAUGCACGACAAUUAUACAGCCUUACAUUACUUGGCCUUUAAGUAUAGUAAAGCCCAGUGGUUUUCAACCUUUUUUGACUUGCAGUUCCCUUUUCAGAUUCAAUUUCUAUUGGCCUACCCUCUAUUAAUGAUGUUUAAGAGUUUCCUGUAGCACCUGAGAAGUGCAUUUAUUAGCAUCUAUAAAUUAUACUAUUAAAUAAAAUGGGGUUUUGACCCAAAUAUUAAAGUUUGGGAACCUGUGUUCUAAGUUUUAAAAGUUUCAAGGAAAGGUUCAAAAGAAGUGACAUUUGAGUAAAUUAUUUAUAAACACUUUAACUUAAUUUAAGACUAAAUUUCAACAGGGAAACGACAAAAAAAUGAAGUCAAAUUUACUAUAGCAGAUGACAGCUCCCCCAUCAUGAAAACUUUUCAGCUUUUUCAAGAAGAACUUGACAACAGAAAUGAUCGUUAUGAGCGAAUAGUCAAAUUAAGCAGAGACAUUACAAUUGAAAGCAAGCGACUUAUAUUUCUUUUGCAGAGAGUUGCUGGGUAUGGUAUCUAAUUUUUUAUUUAUUAAAUUUAGGCAUGUAAUUGUAGUAAAUAUAGUCUAGAUUUUCAUUAGCUAUGAAAUUAGAAAUACUGUACCAAAAAUGAUACAUAUAAGAACAUUGGCAAGUGAAACAAAAGCUAAUUUAUGAACAGGUGGCACUGCCAUUGAUGCCAGUUAUUUACUAUGUUACAGAUAAUACUAUGUUUUUAAAGGUCAGAUGACAGGGAAACAUUGCUUUCUGAAGCAGCUUUCAAACUGAAGGAGUUAAAUGCAUCCAAGUUUUUUGAGCUAGCACAAGAGUUAGAUGGUCAGGAUCCAUUCCAGUUUGUCAGAGCCUUUUCUCCAGGUACAUAAACCUAACCCUUGAUAUGUUUAUUGGUAAAAAUAAAAUUACUCUUGGUGUUGCAAUGUAAAUCUAAAUGCAUUAAAUUUUAUUUAUACAAGUCCCUUUCUGGUUAAGUUUUAAACAAAACAAAUAAAUAUUUAUCAUUCAUCUGAUAUUUUUAUGCAAUUUAGAGUAGUGAAGUAUUUAAAUGAUGGCUUCUUAUUUGUAGGUCUGCAAGAGUAUAUAGAAGGAGUAACAUUCUACCAUUAUCUGACAAUGGAAAAGUUAAUUGGCAUUGAUAAAAUACAACCAGAUUUGACCUUUACAAUCACAGUUGCGCAAGCUCUUGAAUCAAGCUCCCUAAAUAUUCAGAAUACACAGAUAAUUGAUUUGACAACAAAAGACCAACAGAAAGCACUAUCUGAAGAAAAUUUAGCUCCAAAGGCACCUGAAGAAAAAUUCGUAUCUUCAUCUACCAAAGCUUCAGCUCCUGAAGAACUUGCUUCUGGAAAUGAAACUAGGAAGAUAUCCGUUCCAAUUCCACCAACUGAGUAUAUGUUAGGUGUGGCUGACUUUACAGGUGAACUUAUGAGGAUGGCAAUCAACAGUGUAGGUGCUGGUGAUCUGGAAAAACCCUCAGUUGUAAGGAAGCAAAUUUGUUUCUAUCAUUCUAUGAAUCAUCUUAUGUACACUAAUUAAGAAUCUGUUACUUGCAAAAAAUUUUCCUUUUUGGAGUCGUUUUAGAUUAAACUCAGUAAAUAUGUAUAUGAUGGUAAAUUAGAAUCUGAUUAGAGGAUAUAUUGUACAUGCUUUGUUUUCAUUUGUUAAUAUUUAAGUCAAAUGUUAUGAAAUACCUAUAAAUAAUUAAAGAGCAUUUUAAAUAUUUAUAAACCUAUUUAUACCUGAACAAUUUACAAAUUUAAAAAAAAAAUAAUUCAAGGUUGCAAAUAUGAUGCGAGUCAUCCACGAUGCUUUCACAACAUUUGCCAACCCUCCCAGAGAACUACGACAGAAAACAAGGGUGCUGCGACAGAGCUUACAGAAAGUGGAGACUGCCUGUUACACUUUAAAAGUUAGAGGCUCAGAAAUUCCAAAUCAUAUGCUUGCAGAUGUGUUUACGUUACCCAGUGCAGUUGCUGUUGAUAAUUUUAAUGAAGAAUCAGAAGAGGUAUAUGACUGAGCUUUUAAUUUUUAAUAAACUUUAUUACAUGUUUAACUUCUAUUUGUUUUUAUUUAGAAUCUGAAGAGAAAGUUUUGAGUAAAACUUGUAUAAUUGUAUGCAAGCUAACACAUUAGGUGAUUUCAUAUUCAAGUUUAAGCAAUGUUUUAUACUGUGUGAAUUCAAAAGGAAGAAUGACGAAAAUAAUUUCAUAGGUGUAUUUUAGAUUGCAUUUAUUGUUUAUAAACAAGCACUUAUAAACAUAAUUAAAGACCAUUCAAAU
Messenger RNA from Lymnaea stagnalis (great pond snail), 4441 nucleotides. NCBI's taxonomy places the organism in Eukaryota, Metazoa, Mollusca, Gastropoda, Lymnaeidae. The record is from the annotation of a GenBank genome assembly.